Daucus carota subsp. sativus is the source of this 1731-nucleotide messenger RNA. RefSeq lists its product as uncharacterized. The transcript has 15 exons. The coding region runs from base 383 to 1567 and encodes 394 amino acids. Lineage: Eukaryota; Viridiplantae; Streptophyta; Magnoliopsida; Apiales; Apiaceae. The record is from RefSeq and is a predicted model, not a curated record.
AGGAACAAGUCAUUGAAUUGGUCGUGUGGAAACUUAUAAGUCAAUGUCUUUUGAGUACUAUAAGAAUAGAAAGAGGGGAACCAUAUUCUUGACAAGUUGCUAAGAUUAGGACUUGCUAGUGGUUUCCGGUAGGGGAUGCUAAAGGGGGAGGUUGUGGAUUGUGAUGCAUCGUGUUCUACUUUUUCGAGCUUCCUGAUUUCUUGACUGAACUGAGCUGUGUCGUGUAAUCGCGAUAAAACAACAGUAUCUCCCCAACUUAGUUUUGAAUCUAUUUUCGCUACUGGCUUCCUUCCCAGCGGCCUUCAUCUCUUCCAAAAAGGAGCUACAGGUUGCAACUUACGACACAUAGCAGAGCAGCUCUCACACGCUAUUUGGGUUGAGAAUGAAGUAUUUUAAGACUCUAGAUUCCGUGAGGCACUUGGGUCACAGUGAAUUUUCUAAAAAACAAAAUGAGAAAAUGAGGCUAAUCUUGAUAACAUUUAUUGGAGUUGCUUUUGGCUUCUUGAUGGGAGUAUCAUAUCCUAUACUUCUGGAAAAUAAGAUGACUCUUUCUACCAUUGUUCUUCCUGAUAAUAGCACUCAUAUUGAGACUCCAACAAUCUCUCCGCAAGUAAAAGCUCAAGAGGUCAAUGAUGUGCGGAAGAUUUGGGUCCCCUCGAAUCCACAAGGUGCAGAAAGAUUAGCGCCUGGUAUCGUUGUACCUCAUUCAGACCUUUAUCUUCGCAGAUUGUAUGGUCACCCCAGUGAGGACCUAAGUAUCAAACCAAAGUAUCUUGUGACGUUUACAGUUGGCUAUAAUCAGAGGCAUAAUAUUGAUGCUGCUGUUAAAAAGUUCUCAGAGAACUUCACUAUACUUCUGUUUCAUUAUGAUAAUCGAGCAAGCGAAUGGGACCAAUAUGAAUGGUCAAAGAAGGCUAUCCAUAUAAGUGCCCUGAAGCAAACAAAGUGGUGGUAUGCCAAAAGAUUCCUCCACCCUGAUGUUGUUGCAGCUUAUGACUACAUAUUUAUAUGGGAUGAGGAUCUUGGUGUUCAAAAUUUUACUGCUGAAGAAUACAUUAAGCUUGUGAAGAAACACGGCUUGGAGAUUUCACAGCCUGGUGUGGACCCUCGGAGAGGACUAACAUGGAAAAUGACAAAGAGACUAGAAGAUUCUGAAGUUCACAAGGAAACAGAGGAGAGACCGGGAUGGUGUAAGGAUCCUCAUUUGCCACCCUGCGCAGGGUUCGUGGAAAUCAUGGCCCCUGUAUUUUCUAGAGAGGCAUGGCGAUGUGUGUGGCAUAUGAUUCAGAAUGAUUUGGUCCACGGCUGGGGUCUCGAUUUGGCCCUUCAAAGAUGUGUUGAGCCUGCUCACGAGAAGAUAGGAGUUGUAGACGCACAGUGGAUUGUCCAUCAAGGCAUUCCAUCACUUGGUAAUCAGGGGCAAGCUGAUGAUGGGAGACCACCAUGGCAAGGGGUGAGAGAGAGGUGUAAACUGGAAUGGAAAAUGCUCCAACACCGGUUUGCAAAUGCAGAAAAGAACUAUUACAAAUCUAUGGGCAUAGAUCCUUCCAAUACUACAUCGCACUAAACUUUAAAAGAAGUUGAGCAUCUAUAACCAGAGCCAUGCUUCCGGGUAGAUUUACAAAUAGAAUUGUAAAUCCAAUUUUUGUAUUGUAGAUAGAAAUACAGCUUAGAACUACUACAUCUUAUUGUAUAGAUCUUUUUAUAAGUGAAUGCAUAUGAUUUUUUACA